GUUUUUGCGGGUUGCUGCGGCUGUUACUCAUUUGCACAGAAAGCAGCCACCAUUUCCCGAAAUCUGAUCGUUUCGGUGUUUUUAUGCGCUGAGUUUUUAACGAAAUGCGACAUUAUCGCGGUUUUUAAAGUGCCAGAACUAAGUUAUCAUCAAGUCCGUCUCCAGGAACCGAUAUUCUGAAGACUGUUAUGGAUCGGCUCUGAAGAAUGAUAAUCUAAAAAACAUACUCAACAUGGAUGACAGACGAAUAGGAAUCGUAGCUGUGCCAUCUUCGUAAAUUUCGGAUAUCUAUAUCUUGGAAGUUGUCGGCCAUCUUUGAGGAAUACGCUGUUUGUCGUGUUAUCUUGUUCUUGUAACGACUUUGAUAAUCGAAUAAUAUGGCGACGGCACCGGACACACAGAUGCGCGGAGAGCAGAAAGAGAAGGGGAACAAACGGCGCAGUUUGUUCAGUCGUCGGAGCAGGAGUAGUCGCGGGAGCGACUCGGAGCCGCCCGUCGCAAACAACAUGGUGGCGCCGCCGACGCCCGGCAGUGCACGCCAGCUUGAGUUCAACCAGGCCAUGCACGACUUUAUGACGAUGUUCCCCAGCAUCGACCGCGACGUGAUCGAGGCCGUGCUACGGUCGAACAACGGCGCCGUGGACGCGACCAUCGACCAGCUGCUCCAGAUGAACGCGGACAACAAAGAGGAUGGGGAGAUCUACUCUGAUGAAGAUGAGGAUGAAAUUCCUCCAGAGGUGUUGAAUUUGGAGCCCUGGUACGGAGAUCCCACUUCAGGCCAGGUUCUCCAGCCAGACUCCAGCGAUGAUGAACCCCCUCCAGUGUACACCCCUCGGGCGGACCCCCCUCCUAGUUUCUUUGCCUCCCAGGGUAUCCCCACCCCUCCCCCCUCGUCCUCCCCUCUCUCUUCCCCCGUCCACCUAGUCAUGACUGGCAAGGAGCUGAACGUUUCAGGGUCUGGCGGAAGUAAGCCCUUCAGAAACUGGAACCCACCACUACUCGGUCAGCUGCCUGACGACUUCCUGAGAAUCCAGCCCACCCCUGAGCAGCUGAAGGCACAGGGCAUCACCGUCUCCCCUCCAAAGUCCCCACAGAAAGUUUCCUCCCCGAAACAGAAGCAGACGCCAAGACAGCCACCUGAUGUUUGCUUUUUACAUCAGGCUCAUGCAGAAAGUGGCCAUAUAGACAAGGACCUGCAGCAGUACCUUGAAGACGAGAGAAUAGCCCUGUUUCUUCAGAACGAGGAGUUCUUACGGGAGCUAAGGAGGAACCAGGAGUUCAUCAGUGCUUUGGAAAGAGAUCGAUUACGGGCAACGAGACACAGCUCCCUGGGGACAGAGACUGGAGACCCCCUCCCACCCCCACCCCCUCCCCCUCCACAUGAUGGGAAAGAUUUCAAUGGUCCGAUGCCCCCGUUGCCGCCCGUCCAUGAAAACGGCGGGUAUCACCACGGUGACGGGCUGGGGGCAGCUGGAGGGGCCUUCAGGGAUGAUGAUGCCAUGUUUAAGGAGAGACUGAAGCACAUGGGGAAAUCCACAAGAAAGAAGUUCAAUGAGCUGGCUAGGAAAUUCUCAAGGAGAGGAAGACCCAGUGGAAAACAACUACUAAGUAACUCUUCAGCACCCUCAACAGCCAAUUUGUUAGAGGAGGAAGAGUAUUUAGACGAUCAUGAUGAACAUCACAGGGAGAGACAUGAGAGGGAAAGAGAGCGACCAUUUAUAGAGCCCCUGCCCGGAGCAGGGGCGGCAGCAGUACACAGACAACAGCUGAUGAGACAGAAAUACGGGCUCACCGGUGGCAGUAACCAUGGAAACACAGAACCAAUCGUGUUCUACCAAGAGGACGACCACUUCCAGAUGAAGGAGUGGUGAAGACGUGGCAUAGCUAAUAAUAAUUGUAGCCAUAACCCUGUAUAUAUAUUAUAAGGAUUCCCGUAUACUAGACUUGCAUAUACAUGUAUGGCUGUCGUGUCCUCAAGCAGUCAACUAAGAUAUUUGGCAUUGAAAACAGGAUACAAUAUCUGGAAAAGCUUACAGUACUUUCUAUUCAGAACCCUCUAAUGCUGGUUAUGUACACGGAAAUUGAUAAUCAAAUCCAAAUUUCUUGCCAACGAUUGUGUGCUACAGUUAGCAACUUGGCAAGAUUUUAGACAUUUUGGGUCUUGCAGGCAAACAGUUUGGCAUUUUUUCCAUACUGGCCGAUCCGUAUACCACCAGUAUCUAUAUUAACCAGGAUAGAUUUGAAAUCUGCCAAAACAAAACAGUCUUGCCAAAAUUUUACCUUGUAUACAGUAUGUGCUGCAAGUGAAUCAUUAAUGUAUGUAACAUACAUUCGCAUAAUUCCACCAGGUGCCAUUGUACCGCCACCUCAAAAAACGUUGUUAUAGAGGCCCUCUCAAGAUUGUAUUCAACACGUAAUAUCUGAAUUGUAUUACAUUUAGGAUAUUUAACAUUCGGUGUUCAAGACAAUCUUGGGAAGACCUCUAUACUAACCUUUUUUUGAGGUGGCAGUGUUAUGGUACCUGGUGGAAUUAUGAUAGUCGAUGUUAAGUGGCCGACCAUAGAAUUGUACAGUCACUCUGGUUGAAAUGCACAACAAGACACAGGCUAUAUGUCUAUGACAUAUUUUAAAGAGAGCGUAUUCAUGUGCGGUAAUAUUGGAAUGGUUUCGAAUUUAAUCCUCUGUAUCAAUUAAGAAUACGAAAUUUUACCAAGCAGUCAAGUUCUUCUCAUUUGUCAAAUCUGUUUCUUUAUUUGCAUAAUAUAUGAUAAUAUUAUACUAUGCCACAAUGCAUGUAUAUGUACAUGUAUGCAUAAGAGUGGUGUAUGAAGGUUAGAAAGAGGAGUUAAAGGUGUCUUGUUAUUUUAAUAUCUUGUUAUGCCUGUACAGAUGCUAGUACUUUAUCCCAGCCCCUACAAAUCCUGUAUAAGAAUUAACAUGUUGUUGAUUUUGAUGUAAAUGGAAUGUUUGAAUGUUUAACGUGUACUUACACAAAGAGCAACAUGUACCACGUAUGCCUGAUAACCUAUUCAUGUACAUGUAUUAAGUCCAGGAUAUAAACCCUGUGUUAUUUCAUUGUACAAUACUCCAGAAUAUAUUUAUUCCAUUUUUUGUGUCCUUUCAUAGGUGUAAAUUUUGUGUUCAUGGAAUGUUUGAUUGAUUGGUAACGUUAGAUUUAUCUAUAGUGUAGACAUGCAAUGGGCAAGGGAACUGUUGUAGGAAGUGUAACGUGCUGGGCCAUAAUGCUUGGAUAACAUGGAAAGAAAAAAAAAACAUAAAAUCAUGGUGAAAUGUUUUCAGUACUAACAAACUUGGAGUCUGAUCAUUUAGAAAAGACUUUGAAGAGUUUCAAAUGGAAAGAGAGAAGCUAUAUGAAUUUACAGAAAUAUAAAUAUGUAUGUAGAUAUAAUGGGUUUUCUAGCUUGUGUUGCCCUACUUGUGCUGGCAUACUAUAUUGCUGGCACUUGCCCCCCUCCCCCUUCCUCCGGCAUAAAAUGUUUUUCAAAUCUCAGAAGAACAAGCUAAAAUAUAGCAUACAAACCUGUGGCUAUGUGAGAGUGCCUAACAAAUUUUCUAGUAUGUAUUUCUGAUAUAUAACUUAACGAAGGCAGUCCCUGAGCAAGGUAGUAUUAUGUUGGAAAAUAUUUUAAGGGGGAGGGGGGCAACCUGGCACAGUUUCUAGCAGUGAUGUGGGCCACACACAGUGAUUAAAUAUGGCAUGUGUUCCUUCAUCCCCUUCUCAUUAUACCCUUUGGUGCCAAACUAUAAGUGUCUACCUGAAAAGGUGUCAACGUCCAACAAUAUCCAACUUUUCAGUCAAGUAAAUUGUGGAAUUAUGGAUAAGAAAAUGGAAAAACAUUAUGUCCUUAUUUUACUCUCAUAAGAUGUUUUCAACAGCUGAAUGUGCACCUGUGGAAAGAAUAUUAGUUAUGCUUUAAUCAUCGAAUACUAUAAAUUGUUAAGAAAUUUAGAUGAUUUUCUGAUUCAGAAGUAUCAGUAAUAUUUUCAUUAGCCCCCCACAACAUACAUAAAGGUAUGUCCUGCAGCAAAACUAAUUGUAAAUAUUUAACAGGGUAUAAGAGACACAAAUAAAGCGACUAGAUAUUCCUGGAUUUGGCAAGACGUUUAUCUGUGCUUCCUGCAUUUAAGUUACUUUUAUUUCUAUGCUGAAUAGCAGUUACUCUUGAAAGCAACUCAAUAUGAUUUGGAAAUCGUCAGAUGUUUCAUGUAAUUCAUUGUGUAGCAUUCACUACUAUGGCUUAUCAACUGGAGGUCUAACCUUCAUUGACAUACAUUUAGUACUUCUACUGUCACCCUCUUGCAAUGCAUAACAAGGUAUUGGCUUUGUUAUACAGCUUAAAGUUGUGUCGAAACGGCUUUGGACGAUCUACAAAAUUUAGAGAGAACUUGCCAAGCAUCUUUCAGCAAGCAAUGUUCAUACAGGCAGUGAGACUUGAACUUGAAGUACAUUACCUGGACACCCGAUACCAAAUCUUGAUGUAGAAUUUCAUCCAUAGAAACAAGGCAAUGUGGACACACACACACACAGAAAAGAAAUUGUUCACCUCUGAGGAAAUACAGUAUACUAAGCACAUUUCCGAAUUGAAAUUCCUCCAAUAUGAUGUAACUGUUGUCAUUGGAAUCAUUAGAUAAACACAAGAGCACAAUGGACCAAUCCUUGAAGUGGACAUAGCAUGUUGCACCAAUACAGCCAAGUGAAAUUGUCGGUGGUACAAUGUACCAAUUAAGGUAAAAAAGAAACUAAUUAUAAUUACACAGUGUAAUUGUAGAUUGGGGAAUGAUCAUAUGCAUUCAUUGAUGUCAGUUUAAUUGACUCUGUGUGAAUCUUUUUAAAUGGAAACUUUACUGGAGGUCAACUGUGAGGUGGCUCUUGUUUAAGUGUGGGAGUGGGUAAGGGGGCAUUAAUAUUAGGGUGUAUGUUCAAGUGCAUUAUACAAGUCCAUAUGAGUUGUGUAUUCACGUUCUUUUGGUUUACAAAUGGGAAGAAGCUGUAGUUUUUCUUUCAAUUUUACUGUGCAGCCUGGUUAUUGUACAAAAAGAAUGACUUUUCAGCUGCAAAAUUUUACGGAAACCAGAAAAUGCAAAUAUGUAGCUCAUACAGACUUAAAUGUACAUGUACACACCAGUGUGACUGCCUCCUAAACUAUUGUAACAACUUGACAAAAUGUACAUUUAUGUGCUCUAGGGAGGAAGUAUGUGUCAGAUCAGCCAAAUUGGUUGAUUAUCGUCUUGUAUGCACUGUAAAGGGGAAUCUGAUACCUUUGAAAUCAGCAAAGUAGUUGCCAGGGGUUUUCUGCCAAAUUGAGACUUGCCUUUUCUCAGAGGGUGCUUUGAAAUUAGUAUGUAAAUAGGAAGGAUCAGUGUUGCGUAGGUGUGGGAAUGAUGCAAAAUGUACGUCAAAGGAUCGCAGAUGUCGUGUUUUGUAAGAAGUUCCUCCCAGGAAAAUUGCUUGUCUUAAACAUUAUUGCUGUAUUCUCUCAGCAGCUAUUUUGGAUGAAGAAAGAAUAUGAGUCUUUCUUCCAGGCAAUGCUUUAAGGUUUUCUUGAAGACAAUGUAGAAAGUUGGUGUACUAUUGUGACACAAUGUAUCCAUCACUGAUAUCUGAUCUUCACUUUCUUUUUUCAUAGCUCUGACAACAAGAAGGCAGCAUAACAAGUAUAGAAUGUGACUUUUUGUCUGACAUAAUAUCUUUGAGGAAGCUUUAAGGAAAUGACAAUGGAUUCUUUUCAGUGAUGGAUAAUAGUGGAAUGUUAAUGGCUUUUAGAAACUGAUCUAUGUUGACAAUUGUCUGAGGUAUUCCAAUAUGGCAUAACAAUGCUAUUUUGUAGAUGGGUUUUCAUGGCAGCCAUUUUGAGAGACUUGUAUAAAAGACUACUGUCGAAUGGGGAAAGACUAAAAUGAUGAAGGUGUGGACUGCAAAAGGAAUUUACAUGGUGAGAACAAGGGAAGAAAUGACUUUCCCGCAAAAAUGUUGCCUGGAAAAAGGAAAAAUAACAAAACUGCUGAAAAUUGCCUCUGUCUAUAAUUACAUAUACUAUUCUAGAUCAUUUCAGGAAUGAUACCUUCCAUUUUCAGUACAAUAGAGUACAGCUUAUUGUUGUUCUUCCAACAGUCUUGCCAUGAAUGAGUAAAUAGCUAAUUUGCAUAUUCGUGACGAAUGGUCAUUGUAUGUACAGGAGUGAAGUUUGUAGUUGUAAGUAUAAGGCUCGAAUUUUGUGAUACAUAAUUGGAUUGUUGUCUGGCAUUUUAACAGACACAGCAUUUAACAUUAAUAAGGAUUGUAAAAAGAAAAUGUAAUGCAAUACAUUCAAGUUCUGUCCAGCU
This is a messenger RNA of Branchiostoma floridae (Florida lancelet), 6345 nucleotides long. RefSeq names its product CUE domain-containing protein 1-like. The transcript is spliced from 14 exons. Bases 378 to 1871 code for a protein of 497 amino acids. Gene Ontology annotation, molecular function: ubiquitin binding. The record is from RefSeq and is a predicted model, not a curated record. Lineage: Eukaryota; Metazoa; Chordata; Leptocardii; Amphioxiformes; Branchiostomatidae.